CUGGCAACAAGAAGCUAAAGAGCACGAUACAGAGAAGCACAGAGACAGGAAUGGCAGCAGAGAUGAGAAGUCGUAUGGUUCGACAGCCAAGUCGGGAAUCCACUGAUGGCAGCAUAAAUAGUUAUAGCUCCGAGGGCAACUUAAUAUUUCCUGGAGUACGGCUGGGCGCUGACAGUCAGUUUAGUGAUUUCCUCGACGGACUUGGACCUGCACAGUUAGUAGGCCGACAAACGCUAGCAACCCCUGCCAUGGGUGACAUCCAGAUUGGAAUGGUGGAUAAAAAGGGCCAGCUGGAAGUUGAAGUCAUUAGAGCCCGUGGCCUCACACAAAAACCUGGCUCCAAAUCUACCCCAGCUCCGUAUGUCAAAGUGUAUUUAUUGGAAAAUGGAACAUGUAUAGCUAAGAAGAAGACAAGAAUUGCACGGAAGACCCUCGAUCCUUUGUACCAACAGACACUGGUUUUUGAUGAAAGUCCACAGGGUAAAGUCCUUCAGGUAAUAGUUUGGGGAGACUAUGGCCGAAUGGACCACAAAUGCUUCAUGGGAGUUGCCCAGAUCCUUCUGGAGGAACUGGAUCUGUCCAGUGUGGUAAUAGGCUGGUAUAAAUUAUUUCCACCUUCAUCUCUAGUGGAUCCAACCUUGACUCCCCUGACACGCAGGGCUUCCCAGUCAUCUCUGGAAAGUUCAACUGGGCCUCCCUGCAUUAGAUCGUAGUAGCAGGUGCUGUCUAAUAAAAACAUCACCCAGGAUAACAAUUGGAACCAGAUAUUCACAUGAUCAAAAAACACUGUUGGGGAGAGACAAUCACUUCUGUUUUUGCUUGUAGUAGUUAUCCAAAAAUACAUGUUUGUCGAGAGGUGGCUUAAAUUGACAGAACAAAGGUAUACGGCCAAUUUAUUAGCAGCUAUCGCCGAUGCUUAUAAUGAUCAAAAAAAAAAAAAAAGAGAGAAAGG
Molecule: messenger RNA, 952 nt
Organism: Phaethon lepturus (White-tailed tropicbird)
Lineage: Eukaryota; Metazoa; Chordata; Aves; Phaethontiformes; Phaethontidae
Product: regulating synaptic membrane exocytosis protein 1-like
Exons: 5
Coding region: 51-713 (220 amino acids)
Biological process (GO): positive regulation of synaptic transmission; regulation of membrane potential; regulation of synaptic plasticity
Cellular component (GO): presynaptic membrane; cytoskeleton of presynaptic active zone
Molecular function (GO): small GTPase binding; transmembrane transporter binding
Source: RefSeq, a predicted model, not a curated record